AUGGCACCACCGGGAAUGGAUGGACGAACCUACCACAACGGUGGUCACAACGUUACGCCGCGUCUCGAGUGGCCCCAAACCCAAAGUCAGACUUUGGCUGCCGACUCGUCCUCCCGCGGCAUGGAACGCGCUUCGAUCAACAACCUGCGCACAUCCUUCCGCUCCAACCUGCCGCCGAACCCGACUAUUCGCGCCGUGACACCGGAGUACCACCACCCCGAGGUCUCUCCGGCAGUGUCCGCCAGCUCCGUCUUCGAUCCGGCUGCCAGCUUACACUCAGCCCGCAGUGGCUUCACCUCGACCUCCCCUCAAACCUCUCCGAGAUCCAUACCCGGAGACUUCCAAAGACGGCAAGGUGUGGUAUUCAAUGACCAGUACGGCGGAGACUCGUACCAGAAUUCAAGUAGCCCCCCUUUAAGGCAGCCCAACACCUUUCGGCCGAGAACACACACCAUGGACGGGGCAUUGAGACAGCAGUUCCUGAAUGCGACGGCCAGGGAGGGCCCAGGUCGACCACGCUUAGGGUCGUUCUCUUCCUCCGGGUCACAACCGCUCUAUGACGAUGCCCGUUCCCCGCCGCCGCCCAUUGAAUCCUUGGGUUUUCCUUCAGUGAUACCCGCUCGCCAUUCCGAGAUACCCGCAGGCGCCACAAACAGCUUGAGAGAAAAGAAAUCGUCAAGCAAGCGACUGAUCAAGCGGCAAUCCUCACGUCCUACUUCGCCUCCUGCCACGACACCUUCAGUGGACUCACUACCUGUCCCUGUGCCGACUGAAAACGCGAACAACAUUUUACUGUUGAUGAAGAACCUUUGUGGUCGAAUGAGAGGCGAUAUCGAGUUCAGAACCGAAACAUCAGGCCAUUGGCAAAUCGGAGUCGCCUACGUUGAUGAGGAGAAGGGAUCCCUGAUGUUUGACUCAGGUAACGAUGGGCCAUUCCACGUCCCCCUGGUGUCAGAUCUGCGAGGGUGUCGCAUCUCCCCCACCGAGCUGCCUGAAGGCAAGAAGUGCUUGGAGAUUUCGUCUAACACACAGCCACCUGUGGACCUACUAAUACACCCACUCCUCGCGGAGGAGCGAGAUCUGUGGCUGGCUGCGUUGUUAUGCUGGCAGCAAAUGCGGCCACCUAAAGUCAAGCUCUCCAAUGCGAACCGAAACCCAACCCCUACCCAAUUAAGACCAGCAGUUAGGAGGCGCGGCUCUGAGAACGGAACACCAAAAACGACCAAUGCACUCAUCAAAGUUGGCCAGGUCCGGCUAUGGGAUAAGGGACUGGCUAGCUCUCCAAGGGCUAUUGUCAAAAGACCCUCUACCAGGGACUUGAGAUCGCCGUGUACUUCAUGGCGGGUCGUUUCCUGCCUACUCCAGGAGAAUGGCGAGAUCAGGCUUACCACGAACGAUGGUGAUGCUGUUAUUGCUGUGGUAGAGCUCUCUCAGCUGUCGAGAUGCGCCAUUCAACAGCUGGACAGAUCUGUUCUCGACGAAGAAUACUGCAUCGGCAUCUUCCCCCAUUACUCCACAAUAUCCACCCAACUCUCCAUUUUCCGACCCGUCUAUAUCGCAUUGGAGAAUCGUUUGCUUUUCGAGGUCUGGUUCGUCCUCCUGCGCGCCUUUGCACUGCCUGACAUCUUUCUGUUGGAGCCAUCUGCAGAAGGCGCUGUCGAGGUUACCGAUUUGGAUUCUGAUCUUACGGGAGAGGUUUUCAGAAUCGAAAAGACGAUUAGUCUGAGGGUUACAGAGGCCAAGCUGAAGCCAAGAAUUAUGUCACCAGAUGUUGGCAGCUUCGUCGACCGGCAAUCUAGGGAUGCUGAUCCGCUGAUUGGUAACUAUCUCACAGAGGUCAUCCUUGAUGGCGAGGUUCGAGCUCGGUCAACAAUCAAGACAGGCACAAAGAACCCUUUCUGGAGAGAAGACUACCAGUUCUCAGAUCUCCCCCCGAUGAUGCCGUUUCUCUCUAUUGUCUUGAAGAGAGUCGAUGGGAACCUUGAUAGCUGGAGCCAUCAGCUGCAAGCAUCACUUGGAUUGCCGAAGACGGGCAAUCUGACGGAGGUUCUAUGCGGUUCGGUUGACAUCCCUCUCGACCAAGUGGAGCCUGGCAAGGAUCUCGAAAGGUGGCUCGACAUAUACGAUGAGCGACAGCAAGUCGUUGGUACGAUGCUCGUCAAACUUCAGCAUGAAGAGCUCGUGGUACUUCACUCCAAAGAGUACCAGGCGUUAUCAACUCUUCUCCACAGCUUUCCGUCUGGUCUGACUGCCCAGAUUGCUGAUGCCCUUCCCGGAAAUCUCAGACGCCUCUCGGAAAUCUUCCUCAACAUCUUCCAGGUGUCCAAUCAUGCGAAUGAGUGGCUUCAGACGCUGGUAGAGGAUGAAAUCGAUGGUAUCGGAGGCACACAAAACCAAAUGAAAAAGUACCGAUACAGCAGCAGGCUCAAGUCCAGCGAGGCGUUGGAAUUCCACAACGGUAGAGAACAGGUUUUGCGUGACAUGGGCAAGUCGUUAGCAGGGGAGGCCAACCUACUCUUCAGAGGCAACACCUUGCUGACACAAGCUCUCGAGUUCCACAUGAGGAGAUCAGGCAAGGAGUAUCUUGAGCAGAUGCUGAUGGCCAAGAUCUAUGAGAUCAACGAGAUGAACCCCGACUGUGAGGUUGACCCCAGCAAAUUGAAGCCAGGGGAGAACGUCCAAGAGCAUUGGAAUCGCCUCAUUCAGAUCACGACAGAGGUCUGGCAAUGCAUCUGCCGGGAGCCGACUAAGUGUCCUCCAGAGUUGCGGUCAAUCCUCAAGUACAUUCGUGCUGUUGCCGAAGAUCGCUACGGUGAUUGGCUGCGAACCGUCACUUACACCAGCGUCUCGGGCUUUCUCUUUCUUCGCUUCAUCUGCCCUGCGAUCUUGAGCCCGAAGCUCUUCGGCCUGCUACGGGACCAUCCCCGGCCGCGAGCACAGCGAACGCUGACACUCGUCGCGAAAGCGCUCCAAGCGCUGGGAAAUCUCUCAACGUUUGGCAAGAAGGAGGAAUGGAUGGAGCCGAUGAACAAGUUUCUGGGUUCAAACCGCCAAUCGGUCAAAGACUACAUCGACACCAUCUGCUCUAUUCCUGUCGAACGCAACAAGGUCGCUCUGGGGCCAUCCUACUCGACUCCGAUCACCAUUCUCGGCAGACUGUCUCCGACGGCUCGGGAGGGUUUCCCAGCAUUGCCUCACCUGAUCGACCACGCCCGAAACUUUGCUGCCUUGGUAAAGAUGUGGACUGACGCAAACCCUAUUGGCAAUGGCGAGGUGUCUAAACCUGCUGGCGGUGAAGACGACAUUCUCAUCUUCAACGAGAUGUGCAUGAGCUUGCAAGAGCGUGCAGACAUCUGCUACGCGAAGAUGGAUGGGUCGCUACACGAUACCGCAUCACUUGCUGCAUCCGCAUCCGAGUUCGCCGAUCAGCUAGAACACAGUCAAGCUAUGCUGGAAUCUAUGACGUUCGCGACCUACCACAACAACAAUUCCGCAACAAACUCUACUACAGCUUCAACGGUCUGGAUGGAGCAAGACAAUCUCGUACCUCCUGGAUCAGCCGGCAGCGAUGCGUACAUGGAGACAUCUUCGUCCCGAAGCCGUGAGCAACGCCGUGGCCGGGACAGGAGCUCAAUGAGACAGAACUCUGGGCAUUCGGACCACUCGACAGGACACCUCGCGACGCUCAAGCGUAACGGCCGAGCCACACGCCAUAUUUUGUCUGGCAUCAUGAAGCCAUUUGCUCGAGGAGAGUCGCCUGACUCGUCGCCAUCAGUAUCGCGAAGCAAGAACUUUGAGCGUAACUGGAAUACUGGCUACUGA
This is a messenger RNA of Colletotrichum siamense, 3822 nucleotides long. RefSeq names its product Inhibitory regulator protein BUD2/CLA2 (gene BUD2). Bases 1 to 3822 code for a protein of 1273 amino acids. Lineage: Eukaryota; Fungi; Ascomycota; Sordariomycetes; Glomerellales; Glomerellaceae. Gene Ontology annotation, biological process: regulation of GTPase activity. The transcript has a single exon. The record is from RefSeq and is a predicted model, not a curated record.